CGGAGCAGGAGCCAACAUGGCGGCGGAGCGCAAGACGAAGUUGUCCAAGAACCUGCUGCGCAUGAAGUUCAUGCAAAGGGGACUGGACUCAGAGACCAAGAGACAACUAGAAGAGGAAGAAAAGAAAAUCAUUAGUGAAGAGCACUGGUAUUUGGAUUUGCCAGAGCUUAAAGAAAAGGAGUGUUUCAUAAUAGAAGAGCAGAGCUUCUUGUUAUGUGAAGACCUUCUCUAUGGAAGAAUGUCAUUCAGAGGAUUUAAUCCUGAGGUUGAGAAAUUAAUGCUUCAGAUGAACUCCAGGAACAAAACAGAGGAAGUUGAAGGUGAAACAGUGGAGCUCGAUGUAUCAGAUGAAGAAAUGGCUAGAAGAUAUGAAACCUUGGUGGGGACAAUUGGAAAAAAGUUUGCCAAAAAAAGAGACCGGGUCAACUAUGAAGAAGAUGAAAAUGGACAUGUAAAACCAACAGUUAAAGUAAAGAAGAUGUUCUUAAAGCCCCAGGAUUGAAGUGGAUGCUUUAAGACAGAGCUCAGGGGUGCCUCAUGAGGGUUAGUAUAUUGUGGAACUCAUUCUGAUGGCUUCUCUGUAGUUAUUCAAACUGUGAUGUUUGAAUGUAAAGAGGUGGAUAAUUUUGGAAACAUGCCAUUUUUGAAACAGAUAUGUGGUGGAUGUUAUACAUCCUUUGCUUCAUGGUGUUCAUCAAGAAUGGAUUUUUAGCCUUCGAGUUUCAAAUGUACAUAGGGAUGUGGCUGCUUCCUAAAGACUUUGUGACUUCAGAUUUUUUUUUAAUGGAGCUCUCUUGUCACUGACCUUGAAUUGGCACGUAUAAAUUAAACCAGUGUUUAAGUUGCCCUUAUGUUUCUAUUUUACUUUAAAUUAUGAAUCAUGCCAAGCCAAUGUAUACAUACAUUCUGGAAUCAAACAUAAUGAGGGUUUAUUAUAUAUAUAGAUUCAUCAAGAGCAAACAUGCCUCUCCAGCCUACAGUA
Molecule: messenger RNA, 982 nt
Organism: Puma concolor (puma)
Lineage: Eukaryota; Metazoa; Chordata; Mammalia; Carnivora; Felidae
Gene: MPHOSPH6
Product: M-phase phosphoprotein 6
Biological process (GO): maturation of 5.8S rRNA
Source: RefSeq, a predicted model, not a curated record